Molecule: messenger RNA, 1444 nt
Organism: Spodoptera litura
Lineage: Eukaryota; Metazoa; Arthropoda; Insecta; Lepidoptera; Noctuidae
Gene: RagC-D
Product: Ras-related GTP binding C/D
Biological process (GO): negative regulation of autophagy; cellular response to starvation; positive regulation of TORC1 signaling
Cellular component (GO): Gtr1-Gtr2 GTPase complex; lysosome; nucleus
Molecular function (GO): GTPase activity; GTP binding
Source: RefSeq, a predicted model, not a curated record
UGACAUCUGUUAUUCUGUCUGAGUACUAUCGUCAGGCAAUUCAUGUUUUUAUGCAUUAGAAAUACGCAGUGUUUUAUAAAAUGUUAAAAGUUUAGCCAAUUUAAAUAGAUUAUAUAUUUAUUUCUAAUUCUUUGUAUAUAAUAUCCGUGUAUGUAACAAUUUUACUAUAAUGAGUUAUCAAGACGAUCCCAGUUGUUAUGUUGGGUCCUUCCCCAAGGACUUCAGUUAUGGGCCAUUCGAGCAAAAUGGAGAUGGUGACAAUACUUCACUACAGGAAGAUCACAAGCCUAGGAUUCUGCUCAUGGGACUGAGAAGAUCGGGAAAGUCAUCUAUACAGAAAGUGGUGUUUCACAAAAUGUCACCAAAUGAAACAUUAUUUUUGGAGUCAACAAAUAAAAUUGUGAAAGAUGACAUUAAUAACAGCAGUUUUGUACAGUUUCAAAUCUGGGACUUCCCAGGCCAGAUUGAUUUCUUUGAUGCAACAUUUGAUUCAGACACAAUAUUUGGAGGAUGUGGUGCUCUGGUCUUUGUUAUUGAUGCCCAGGAUGACUACCAAGAUGCUUUGGAUAAGUUACAAUUAACUGUCACCAAGGCAUACAGAGUAAACAGUAACAUUAAGUUUGAAGUAUUUAUACAUAAAGUUGAUGGUCUCAAUGACGAUUACAAGAUGGAAUCUCAAAGAGACAUUCAUCAUCGAGCUACUGAGGACCUGGCUGAAGCUGGAUUGGAACAUGUGCACUUAUCAUUUCACUUGACCUCGAUAUAUGACCACUCCAUAUUUGAAGCAUUCAGUAAAGUAGUACAAAAGCUGAUUCCGCAAUUACCAACUUUAGAAAAUCUUCUAAACAUCCUCAUAUCUAACUCUGGCAUUGAAAAAGCAUUCCUUUUUGAUGUGGUGUCUAAGAUCUAUAUUGCAACAGACAGUUCUCCAGUGGACAUGCAGAGUUACGAACUGUGCUGUGAUAUGAUUGAUGUUGUUAUUGAUAUAUCUUGUAUUUAUGGCAUGGUUGAUGAAACUGAAGUGAACACAUUUAACAGUCAGAGUUCCAGUUUAAUAAAGCUGAACAAUGGUACCGUGCUGUAUCUUCGUGAGGUCAACAAAUUCCUUGCGCUCGUUUGUAUUUUGCGUGAAGAAAACUUCCAAAAACAAGGUGUGAUAGACUACAAUUUUUUGUGCUUCCGUGACGCUAUAACUCAAGUGUUUGAGUUACGCAACAAAUGCCAGAAUGCUAUAACAUCUAGAGGGACGUCCGGUACUCCAGAACCUAUACCCAAUGGCGCAGCUGAUUCAACAGAAAGUGCUUCCGACCGCUCACAAACUCAUUUACCAUAGCAUAUCACAGCAACGCUUAUUUUUGCAAACCUAAUACAAUAAUAAUAAUAUGUAACUAUAUUUUUUAAAUAACAUUAAGUAUGUGAAUAAAAGAGCAUAAUUAUGUUAAAU